CAGUGUGGAAUAGCUGAAGUCAAAUGCUCUCCUUGAAAGACGGACCAUGAAGUCGGUGCAGAGCUGUGUGGUCCUGUUUUUCUUGGGCUUUUUGUUUGAUACGGUGUUGUCUUUGGAUCCCAGGGACCCUAAUGUCUGCAGCGUAUGGGAGAGCUUUCCAACACUUGUUAAGGAAUCUUACGAGUACCCGUUUGAUCAAGUGUAUGAAGAAUCUUGCACAGAACCCUGGAGUACACAUAAAUGCAUCCGUCACAGAAUUACGUACAAAACAGCGUUCAGACAGGCGGUGAAAACCGACCAUCGCAGGAGAUACAAGUGCUGCCCGGGAUUCUAUGAGAGCAGAAAUAAAUGUGUCCCACGCUGCACUAAAGAGUGUGUCCACGGGCGCUGCGUGGCCCCAGACCGCUGCCAGUGUGAAGCUGGCUGGCGAGGAGAAGACUGUUCCAGCUCCUGUGACGUGAAGCACUGGGGCCUGGGCUGCAGGAAACUGUGUGAGUGUGAAAACGGAGGCCAGUGUGAUGUGAAGACGGGCUCUUGCCAGUGUCCUCCGGGCUUUAGAGGGCGUAACUGCAAGGAGCCCUGCCUCAAUGGGACCUUCGGGAAGGGCUGCAGCCAGCACUGCAAAUGCGGGACAGGAGGAACCUGCAACAAAGCGUCAGGAGAGUGUGUGUGCAGAGAGGGAUUCACUGGCACACUCUGUCAGAUCUCAUGUCCGAGGCCUGGGCGCUGCAUGCCACGAUGCCCGUGUCAGAAUGGAGGCAUCUGCCAGGGCAAUGGAGUGUGUGAGUGCCCGCCUGGGUGGACGGGAGCAGUCUGUACAGAGCGUUGUGUGGAAGGCCGCUAUGGUGUGAACUGUAAGGAGGAAUGUUUAUGCCAUAAUGGAGGUCGCUGUGACCCUGAGACUGGAAAGUGUUUUUGUGCUGCGGGCUUUACUGGGGAAAGGUGUCACGAGGAGUGUGCAGUGGGCAGUUACGGUCAAGACUGCAAGGGCGUGUGUGACUGCACAAACGGGGCGCGGUGCUAUAACAUUAACGGGGCCUGUCUGUGUGAGCCGGGCUUCAAGGGUCCGCAGUGCAGCAAGAGGAUGUGUCCCGAGGGAACAUUUGGAAUACACUGCGAACAGCGCUGCCUCUGCAACACUGCACACACUCUCAGCUGUCACCCUCAGAAAGGCGAGUGUACAUGUCAACCGGGCUGGACUGGUCUCUACUGCAAUGAGACCUGCGCUCAUGGUUACCAUGGCCACGGUUGCCUGGAGCCCUGCUUGUGUGUGAACGGAGGGGUGUGCGACCCAGUGACUGGCAAGUGCCAGUGUGCUCCGGGCUACACGGGCACCCAUUGUGAGAAGUUCUGUGAGCAAGGGAAUUAUGGGAAAGAGUGUUCGUCCCAUUGCGCCUGUUCAAACCACGUGGCCUGCUCACCCAUUGACGGGACCUGUUACUGCAAAGAGGGCUGGACCGGUCCGGAUUGUUCCGUCCCCUGCGCCGGCGGGACGUGGGGCCCGGGCUGCAACGCCACGUGCCGCUGCCUCAACGGGGCGUCAUGUAACCCGGCCGACGGCUCGUGCACGUGCGCGGCGGGCUGGAGGGGAGCUCUCUGCGACCAGCCGUGUCCGGUCGGGAGGUUCGGAGUGGCCUGCGCGCAGAAGUGCGACUGUCUCCACGACGAAGGUUGCCACGCGGUUACGGGAAAAUGCUUGUGUCUCCCGGGCUGGACGGGACCUCGCUGUACCCAGCAGUGUACUGAAGGCUUUUGGGGUCACCAGUGUAACCAAAGCUGCUCUUGCCUCAAUGGCGCCACCUGUCUGCCACACAGUGGUACCUGCCAGUGUAAGCCUGGCUAUUGGGGAACCAGGUGUGAGCAUGUGUGCAGUGCUGGUAUGUAUGGGGAGAAGUGCAGUAGGCCAUGUCCUCUGUGUGUACAUGCCUCCUCCUGUCACCCAAUCACAGGGCAGUGUCUCUGUCUCCCCGGUUACACUGGAGCCCUCUGUGAACAAGCCUGUCCGGUGGGUUACUAUGGGAAGCAGUGUAGCAACAUCUGCAGAUGUUCAAACAAUUCAACGUGUCACCACCAGGAUGGGUCCUGUCACUGCCCGGCAGGCUGGACCGGCCCAGACUGCUCCUUACAGUGCCAGGCAGGAACGUUUGGCAUCAACUGUGCCCAGACCUGUUCCUGUCCGCCCAACCAGUCAUGUGACCCACACACAGGAGAGUGCGUGUGUGAACCUGGGCCAGGGGUGGACUGCCAACAGGAGCGUGUGGUGAGUGUAAUGUUGCCUGCCUCUCCGGUGGAGAAAGAUUCGUGGGGAGCGAUCGUGGGGAUUGUCAUCUUGGUUCUGCUGGUGGUUUUGUUACUGGCCGUGCUGUUGCUGUACAGACGGCGACAGAAAGACAAACAGAACAACACCCCCACCGUGUCCUUUUCAUCCACCCGAACCGUCAACUCGGAGUAUGCCGUGCCCGACAUUCCCCACAGUUACCAUCACUAUUACUCCAAUCCCAGUUACCACACGCUCACCCAGAACAGACCCCCCCUGCCCCACGUCCCCAACAACCAGGACCGCUCCUUCAAGAACAACAAUAAGAAACUUUUCAGUAGCGUGAAGAAUAUGGAAAGAGAGAGGAGGGGUCUUUUUGGCGUGGAGAGUAACGCCACUCUCCCCGCUGACUGGAAACACCAAGAGCCCCCUAAAGACCCAGGAGCUUUUGGAAUUGACCGUAGUUACAGUUAUAGUGCCAGUUUGGGAAAAUACUACAGUAAAGAUUUGAAGGAGUCCUGUGCGGCAGUGAGCAGCAGUUCUCUGAACAGUGAGAACCCCUACGCAACCAUUAAAGACCUGCCUGGACUGCUCCCCUCCCCCCCAGAGAGCAGCUACAUGGAGAUGAAAUCGGCCGUGUCCAGGGAGAGGUCUUACACCGAAAUCAGCCCUCCCGCGCUGAGCUCUACGGCCUCAAACAGAGAACACUGUUCCCUUGGAAACGUUCCAGAACAGGAAUCUCAGAACCAUUACGACCUGCCAGUCAACAGCCACAUCCCUGGGCAUUAUGACCUCCCGCCAGUACGCAGACCACCAUCCCCGUCACCACGGCAACUGCCCCGCUAACAUCUGCCCUCAACGGACCAGCGCGAGGCAUUCUGGAAUGUACCUUCAGUGUUCUGAGAGACUCCACAGGACUUGCACCAGCACAAUACUGCCACCUAGAUGACUGCCUUUACAUUGUGUGAUUUCACAGUACAGCAAAGACUCAAAACUAAUGGAGAAAGUGCUACCUGAUUAGCCCUUUUUCUGGGGCAUUCUGUUUCAGUUUCAUUAAA
Messenger RNA from Chanos chanos (milkfish), 3315 nucleotides. RefSeq names its product platelet endothelial aggregation receptor 1 (gene pear1). NCBI's taxonomy places the organism in Eukaryota, Metazoa, Chordata, Actinopteri, Gonorynchiformes, Chanidae. The record is from RefSeq and is a predicted model, not a curated record. Gene Ontology annotation, molecular function: scavenger receptor activity; protein binding. Bases 47 to 3103 code for a protein of 1018 amino acids. The transcript has 23 exons.